AUGUCAUCUGCUAGGAAAAUUGCUGCUUAUUUGGAUAGAAAGCAAACUCUUACUCAACAAUAUCUCAGUUUGAAAGAUGCCUUUAAAGGUGAAGAAGAUUACGCCGGAUUAGUCAAUGUGUUUAACAUGUUGAAGCAUUUAGAUGAAUUAGUAUAUGAGUUUCAGGUUUAUAAAUCCUAUAUUGAAACAUCUAAGAAACCAUUAACCAAAGCUGAGAAGGAUGAAAUGGCAGAAAUUGAGGAGUUGAUCAAGAUAGCAGAGGAUGAUACAAGUCUUGCAUAUCUAACUGAGAAUGCAUCAAGAUUAGCAAUUGUGCGAAGGGAAUUGUUUGAAAAUGCAAAAGAAGGUGGUAGAUUGAUUCAAGGAAGUAAUUUUGAUUCAGGCAACCUGGUCACUUUAAAAUCUGAACCACGUAAUGCAAUUGUUCGUACCAAGAUUGCUGUUCCACCCUCUAGUAAUGAAGUAUUACCACUGCCAAGAGGAAUGAUCUGGUCUAAAAGAGCUACCCAAAUUGUAUUUGAAGCCAGUAAUGUUGAUUCACCGUUCAUCAAAGACAAAGUCCAAUAUAUUAGCUCACAUAUCCGAGACGAGUUUCAUCGCAAUUGUUCAAAUCAUUUUGCCAGGUAUUUGUUGUUGCACUAUAUUGACGGUGAGGGGUAUGGUUUCAGAGAAGCCUUUGAUGAAGCUUAUUUAAAACAUCCAAAUCAUCCUAGUAUAGAAAAACAAGCUGAGCUUAUCCAGAAUGAGUUGAAAUUAAAUAAAGAUCCAUCAACUCCACCGGUCCCAGAAUAUGCUGUUACUUGCGGUAUAUGGCUUCGUGAAAUAUUCCAAAGAACAUAUGGAAGCAUAACUGAACCUCCAGAAAAUUACCAAUAG
Molecule: messenger RNA, 876 nt
Organism: Candida tropicalis MYA-3404
Lineage: Eukaryota; Fungi; Ascomycota; Pichiomycetes; Serinales; Debaryomycetaceae
Exons: 1
Coding region: 1-876 (291 amino acids)
Source: RefSeq, a predicted model, not a curated record